AUGACGAAUCCAUAUUUACUCCCUAAUAGUUUAACACGCCAAACAGUAAUAGAAAAAUGUGAUUUGUCUAAAUUAAUUGGUAUUGGCUUACCAUCCUUAUCUAAUGGUGACGCAUUUUCUAUUCUAAAGCACCAAAGAAGACGAGAGACUCCUAACAGAAGUUCUCUCUCGGCCUAG
Cetraspora pellucida is the source of this 177-nucleotide messenger RNA. The record is from the annotation of a GenBank genome assembly. Lineage: Eukaryota; Fungi; Glomeromycota; Glomeromycetes; Diversisporales; Gigasporaceae.